Sphenostylis stenocarpa is the source of this 1095-nucleotide messenger RNA. Lineage: Eukaryota; Viridiplantae; Streptophyta; Magnoliopsida; Fabales; Fabaceae. The record is from the annotation of a GenBank genome assembly.
AUGCAUUUGUUUGAUGUUUAUAAGGUUAUGAUUUUGAUUCUUGAACGUUCUGAUGGCAUUGUGUCCGUUGACCUUGUUCAUGUGACACAAUUUGAUGCUAAUGUAAGGCAGUUGAAGAGUGUCGUGAAUUCCUUUUCCUUUUCAUUCUCAAAAGGGCUGCUGUUGGUUGGUUGUCAAAGCAUGGCAUCUAGUCAUCCAUUCUUUGAUGAUAUACGUAGCAGAUCUAGUGUUGAUCCUCCUCAAACGGAAGAGCCAACUGAAAUUGGUGAACUUGUGAAUGAACCUCUGCAGACUGCUCUUAAACCUCAUGGGACUGUUUCAAGCAGUGUUCGUGAGCUAUUAGAGUGCCCUGUGUGUUUAAAUGCUAUGUACCCUCCAAUUCACCAGUGUUCAAAUGGUCACACUUUAUGCUCUGGUUGCAAACCCAGAGUCCAUGAUCGGUGUCCUACAUGUAGGCAUGAGCUAGGAAAUAUCAGAUGUCUGGCACUGGAAAAGGUGGCUGCAUCAUUAGAACUUCCCUGUAAAUAUCAAGGUUUUGGGUGCAUGGGCAUAUACCCAUAUUACAGCAAGCCAAAGCAUGAAUCUCAAUGUGUAUUUAGACCUUAUAAUUGUCCAUAUGCUGGUUCAGAAUGCUCUGUUAUGGGUGAUAUACCUUACCUGGUAACCCAUCUGAAAGAUGAUCAUAAAGUGGACAUGCACAAUGGUUGUACUUUUAAUCAUCGCUAUGUCAAAACAAAUCCACAAGAAGUUGAAAAUGCCACAUGGAUGUUAACGGUUUUCAGUUGCUUUGGUCAGUACUUCUGUCUACAUUUUGAAGCUUUUCAGCUAGGAAUGGCACCUGUCUACAUAGCGUUUUUGCGGUUUAUGGGCGAUGACAACGAGGCAAAGAACUACACCUACAGUCUUGAGGUUGGUGGAAAUGGGAGGAAGAUGAUUUGGCAAGGUGUGCCUAGAAGCAUUCGGGAUAGCCACCGGAAGGUUCGUGACAGUUUUGAUGGUCUCAUCAUUCAGAGAAACAUGGCUCUAUUCUUUUCUGGGGGUGACAAGAAGGAACUGAAACUGCGAGUCACCGGAAGAAUUUGGAAAGAGCAGUGA